Aspergillus clavatus NRRL 1 is the source of this 597-nucleotide messenger RNA. RefSeq lists its product as uncharacterized. The coding region runs from base 1 to 597 and encodes 198 amino acids. Lineage: Eukaryota; Fungi; Ascomycota; Eurotiomycetes; Eurotiales; Aspergillaceae. The record is from RefSeq and is a predicted model, not a curated record. The transcript has a single exon.
AUGGCAACCAGCCAGCAACCAGCACAACCACCCAAGCAAGCCGCAUACGACCAAACAAAGAACCCGAUCACCCAGACACCCCAAGAGCAGCGAAUAUCGUCGCAGCCCCGUCAGCGUGGGGACCCCGUCUCCUCCAUCACGCGUCGCACGGCAGAUUCCAACCCAUCGAAUGACGAAGAACUGGCACGCGUGAAGGAGAAACGCCAACGAGAGCAGAAGAACUUGCAAGCCGCCUCGAAUGUUGACCUGGAAUAUGGAGUCGAGCAGCAGCCAGCAGAAGGGGAUAUUGCCCAGGCGGUAAAGCAUAAGAGCGAGCGGGCACGAGCGCAGGCUGGUGCACAUGCCGGUCCUGUGGGUAAUGCACAAGGCCCCGGAAGCCCUGGAUUCGGCGAGGAGCGAGAUCUCGCUGCGGACAUGGGACGCAAAAGGGAAGGACAUGAUCGAAUCUUGGGUGACCGCGUCGGACAGAGUCCUGCAGAACCAGAUGGAGAGGCAGCGGAGCGGGAAGCUUUGAGACAGAGGAAGUUGAAGGAGGAGAAGAAUUUGGACGUAAAGGGCGCUGUCCAUGCAGGCACCGGAGGCCCUGUGACGGGCUGA